Messenger RNA from Charadrius vociferus (killdeer), 3306 nucleotides. It is a transcript of the gene MRTFA, whose product is annotated as megakaryoblastic leukemia (translocation) 1. The record is from RefSeq and is a predicted model, not a curated record. NCBI's taxonomy places the organism in Eukaryota, Metazoa, Chordata, Aves, Charadriiformes, Charadriidae. Gene Ontology annotation, biological process: smooth muscle cell differentiation. The transcript has 14 exons. The coding region runs from base 1 to 3234 and encodes 1077 amino acids.
AUGUUGGAUAAAGCCAAGACACUCCAGCCUGCCUAUGUCGGGAUUGUGCCGCUUGCAGAGACUGUGUCAAAGCAAGGGAAGAGCUGUUCAAGCACAUACCAGGAUUCAUACUACAGCUUACGAGAAGUGCUGCAGUUGAAGCUCCAGCAGCGACGCACACGGGAGGAGCUGGUGAGCCAAGGGAUCAUGCCGCCUCUGAAAAGUCCAGCUGCAUUUCAUGAGCAAAGAAGGAGUUUGGAGCGGGCCAGGACAGAGGACUAUCUGAAACGGAAAAUCCGGUCCCGGCCAGAGAGAUCAGAGCUGGUUAGGAUGCACAUUCUGGAAGAGACCUCAGCUGAACCCUCCUUGCAGGCUAAGCAGCUGAAGCUAAAGAGAGCCAGGCUGGCAGAUGACCUCAAUGAGAAGAUAGCGCAGAGGCCAGGUCCUAUGGAGCUGGUGGAGAAGAACAUCUUGCCUGUGGAAUCGAGCCUGAAGGAAGCCAUUAUAGUUGGACAGGUGAACUACCCAAAGGUUGCAGACAAUUCCUCCUUUGAUGAGGACAGCAGUGAUGCCCUCUCCCCAGAACAGCCAGCCAGCCAUGAGUCUCAGGGGUCUGUCCCAUCGCCGAUGGACUCCCGGAUUUGUGAGCCUCUCCCUAGCGCCACUGGCACAUCACUAGCUCAGGGUACAUCCCAAUUGCAGAUAAGUGCAGACCCCAGUGAAACACUUUUCCUACCUGAACAGCCACCCCCGCCUCUGCCACCUCCGCCUCUUCUGCCUCCUAGUCUUACCAAUGGAGCAGCUCUUACUGCUGCCAAGCCCCCACCAACACUCAUUAAGCAAAGCCAGCCCAAGUCUGCUAGUGAGAAGUCUCAGCGCAGUAAAAAAGCCAAGGAGUUGAAGCCGAAAGUCAAGAAGCUUAAAUAUCAUCAGUACAUUCCCCCGGACCAAAAGCAGGACAAGGGAGCUCCUCCCAUGGAUUCAUCCUAUGCCAAAAUACUGCAGCAGCAGCAGCUCUUUCUCCAGCUUCAGAUACUCAGCCAGCAGCAGCAGCAGCACUACAACUAUCAGACCAUCCUGCCAGCUCCACCAAAGCCUCCAGGAGAGCAGCAGAGUGGUGCCAGUGCCCCUGCUGUACGCAAUCUCUCUGCCACGGUCAGCAGCACAUCUUCAGUAUCCUCAAGUUCCAGUGGGCUGAUGCGACAAAACAGUAAUGCUGCAGUGGGGAAGCCUGGCCCUCUCCCUGCUAAUUUGGAUGAGAUGAAGGUAGCAGAGCUGAAGCAAGAGCUGAAGUUGAGGGCCUUGCCUGUCUCGGGCACAAAGACGGGUCUGAUUGAGCGUCUUAGAGCUUAUCAAGAGCAGAACGGUGCAGCCAGCCAAACAACCCCCACUCCCAAGCCCAACACAGCAGCUGUCAUCCCAAAAGCUGCCGAAGUGGUGGUAGCCUUCCCAGCUGCCAGGCUGAGCACAGGGCCAGCCCUGGUCACCACUGGCAUUGCACCAGCAGAAGUAGUUGUGGCCACAGUCACUGGUGGUGGCGUGAUGAAGUUUGGCAGCACAGGCUCGACUCCUCCUGUUUCUCCAACUCCUUCUGAGCGCUCACAAAUGAGCACAGGGGAUGAGAAUUCGGCCACCGGAGACACCUUUGGAGAGAUGGUGACUUCACCCCUGACCCAGCUCACCUUGCAGGCGUCUCCAGUGCAGUUCCUGGUGAAGGAAGAAAGCUCCAAGUCUGCCUCCUGCAGCGUAAAUGCGGCACCCAGGUCAGAGCGGUGCAGCACUGGUAACAGCAGAGAUGCAGAAGUUAAGGACAAAGACCAGAUGCUGCAGGAGAAGGACAAGCAGAUCGAGGAACUCACUCGCAUGCUGAAGCAGAAGCAGCAGCAGGUUGAGAUGCUUAGACUACAGCUAGAGCAGGAGAAGCGCUCUCAGCAGUCACUACCGGCCCCAGCGGCUGCGGGAGAAGGAACAACCCUUGCCUCCAACCCAGUAGCGUUUGGCACCCAGGUCAAGAGUGAAAACGGUUUCCUGAGUUGCCAGUUUGCAAAUCAAUCCAGUGGCCAAACAGACCAAUUCAGCCCUGCACCAACAGCUAGCCAAAUGGACACUUUGAAUCCAAGCCCAGUGCCAAAGAAAGCCGUGACGGUGAAGCAGGAGGUGCCAGCUGCGGAAGCAGAGCCGCCGUGCCAGUCCCACAGCCCGCGGCUUUUCCUUGGCCAGCAAGGGAGCGCCCUGAGCGACCUCAUCAAGGGCACCCCUCCCCCCACCCUUAUCACCGACUCCACAGGGACCCACAUCGUCCUCACCGUGACCAAGCAGAGCGCCGAGAGGCAGGGCCUCUCGCCCCACGGGAAGGCAGGGAGUAGCUGCCCGGCCUUGCAGAGAGUACAAUCAUCACCCGCUAAAACUUCGAGCCAACCGCCGUGUCAGCUACCUGCAAGCACCCCUCAGCAGCCCACACAGCAGCAGAAGCAGCAGCAGCAGCAGUCCCUGCAGCAGCAGCCGCCGCCCAGAGGACUAAACCAAUCUGUCAGAAAGCCCUCAUCGCAGCCCGGCUCUCCUGCUGCCCCUUCCCCAGCCCAGAUGGACCUGGAGCAGCAACAGCACACGUCGCUUUUUGGAACUCCUCCACCUCCUCUCCCUGUUCCCUCGGUCCCAAUCAAAGAGCCACCAGGCUAUGAAGAGGCCAUGAAGCAACAGCCAAAGUCCCAGGAGAACAGCUGUUCCAGCCAGCAGAUGGACGACCUGUUUGAUAUUCUCAUCGAAAGUGGAGAAAUUUCUGCUGACUUCAAGGAUCAGUCAUCCCCAGCUGGGAAAGAACCACCCGUGGCCCCAGCCUGCUCCCCACCGCCCAGCAGCCACCAAUCCUCAGAGCUGGUGGUGCCAGUGCUUGUCGGCCGGCUGGAGGACUUCCUGGAGAGCAGCACUGGCCUCCCGCUGCUGACGGCAGGCCAUGAUGGGCCGGAGCCCCUGUCCCUGAUUGAUGACCUCCACAGUGAGAUGCUGAGCAGCUCGGCCAUCCUGGACCACCCACCUUCACCUAUGGACACCUCGGAAUUGCACUUUGCUCACGAGCCGUCUGGGGGCAUAGCCCUGGAUCUGGCUGAGGCUAACUUGGACAGCAUGGACUGGUUGGAGCUGCCGGGGGGGCCCGUCAUGAGCCUGGCUCCCCUUAGCACUGCGGCUCCCAGCCUCUUUUCCACAGACUUCCUUGAUGGACACGAUCUGCAGCUGCACUGGGAUUCUUGCUUGUAACUCUGUGAGCAGAGACUGAAGGGAAUGGGAGUGGGAGGGCACGGGCAUGCAGGGGGAAAAGGCCAGUCAACC